AUGGAUCUAUCACAACCAACAGUAUCCCGUUGCAUAAGUGAGGUUGUGGCUGCACUUAAUCAACCCGAAAUAUUUAACCUAUGGGUUAAAUUUCCAAAAAAUGUUAAUGAACUUACUGAAAUCCGUAAUGGUUUUUACAGAGAUACAGGAUUUCCUGGCGUUAUUGGCUGUAUUGACUGUACGCACGUAGCAAUUGUACCUCCUUCAUCAAAUUUAAACUUGGAUGAAAACCAGCAUCCUGAGUAUAUAUAUGUAAACCGCAAAGGAUAUCAUUCAAUCAAUGUCCAAUUGAUUUGUGAUUCUAAGUUAAAGAUAUUGAAUGUAAACGCACUAUUCCCGGGCAGUACUCACGAUAUUCAUGUAUGGAAUAACAGUUCUGUGUUACCAAUAUUGCAAGAAUUGCACAGACGCAAUUAUAAUGAUUUUUAUUUAUUAGGUGAUUCUGGAUACCCUUUGCGUCAAUGGCUACUAACACCAAUAUCAAAUCCUACCACUGAAGCCGAGGCAUUUUAUAAUAAAAGGCAAAUGUCAACUAGGAGCGUAAUUGAACGAUGCAAUGGAGUUUUAAAAAUGCGAUUUAGAUGCUUGUUAAAAGAUAGGACCUUACACUACAAACCAGAGAAAGCAUCUUCUAUUAUAAAUGCUUGUAUAGUGUUGCACAAUAUGUGUAUCACAAACAACAUUGAGCUGAUUGAUGAAUCUGAUAUCCAAGGGCUUGAUGAUUUGGGUAUGAUAGAAAAUGAAGAUAACUUGGCUGAUUUUAACAACAGAAACAUAGAUUUAAGUCUAGGAAGACAACAAAGAAAUAAUGUAAUAAGAUAUUUAUCACAAAGA
Aphis gossypii (cotton aphid) is the source of this 834-nucleotide messenger RNA. Its product is annotated as putative nuclease HARBI1. The record is from RefSeq and is a predicted model, not a curated record. The annotation marks the transcript as partial. Lineage: Eukaryota; Metazoa; Arthropoda; Insecta; Hemiptera; Aphididae. The transcript has 5 exons.